Molecule: messenger RNA, 1728 nt
Organism: Diaporthe batatas
Lineage: Eukaryota; Fungi; Ascomycota; Sordariomycetes; Diaporthales; Diaporthaceae
Exons: 2
Coding region: 1-1728 (575 amino acids)
Biological process (GO): transmembrane transport
Molecular function (GO): transmembrane transporter activity
Source: RefSeq, a predicted model, not a curated record
AUGUCGAGUCCACAAUCGGAGCCGAGCACUCCCCUCUCAAACCCUGGCCCUGGUAUAGAGAACUCAUCGGCCAUCAGCCCACCGACCCCCGCGGCCCCUGUCCCGUUCAAGCCGGGCGUCAAGUUCUGGGCCAUCAUCGUCGCAAUCGGCUUCGCAGGCCUGCUGACUUCACUCGAGUCCACCAUCACAUCCACCGCGCUACCCUCCAUCAUCUCUGACAUUGGCGGCCCAAGGGGGGACCAGUACAUCUGGGUAAUCAAUGGAUACUUCCUCGCCAUGCCCGCGCUGACAGCCAACAUCAAAAGGACGGCGCUACAGCCUCUUGUCGGCCAGCUAGCUAACGUGUUUGGUCGUCGAUGGCCCACCAUAAUAUCAACCGCUGCUUUCGUCUUGGGCAGUGGGUUGUGCGGAGGCGCCACCACCAUGGGCAUGAUGAUAGCCGGCCGUGUCAUCCAAGGAGUCGGAGCUGGUGGAAUCAAUGUCCUAUACGAGGUCAUCGUGUGUGACCUGGUGCCACUCCGCCAGCGAGGAAGUUACCUCGCUGUAAUAUUCGGUCUCGUCUCCAUAGGCAUGGCCCUUGGACCUUUCUUUGGCGGGCUUAUCGUCCAGUACAGCAACUGGAGAUGGGUGUUCUAUCUCAACCUCCCCGUUGGCGGUGUGGCCUUGGGUCUUCUCUUCUGUUGCCUGCAUGUCAAGUCUAAGAAGGAGCCGACGCUGGCUAUGAGCCUGGGAAAGAUCGACUGGACCGGCAACGCCCUGUUUGUCACGGCCAUCUCAUCAGUCCUUGUCAGCCUGGGCUGGGCUGGCGCCGUCUACCCCUGGUCAUCGUUCAGGGUGAUCGUUCCCUUGGUGCUUGGGACACUUGGGCUCGGCGCUUUCUUGGUGCUCGAGAACUUCGUGGUCGAGCCGAUGGUCCCGUUGCGUCUUUUCUCCAACCGCACCCUGAUCGCCGUCUACUUCUUGACCUUCUUGCACAGCAUCAUAACAAUGUGGUCCCUCUACUUCCUCCCAGUCUACUUCCAGGGCGUCAUGGGUAGAGCCCCUGGGGAUUCGGGCCUUGAUCUGCUGCCAACUAUCCUGAUCCUCGUACCGAUGGCAGCAGUAGGCGGUAGUGUCAUGUCUAAAAUGGGCAAAUGCCGCGUCAUACACUUCGUCGGCUUCGCCCUGAUGACUAUAGGGUUUGGCAUCUUUACCCUCUUGGACCAGCGCUCGAGCACAGGCAAGUUGGUCGGAUACCAGAUACUCGCUGGGGCCGGCGUCGGCCUCGUCAUCCCCACCCUCCUGCCGGCCAUCAUGGCGCCGCUGUCCGAGGCCGACACGGCCCUGGCGACCGCGACCUGGGCCUUCAUCCGCAGCUUCGGGAUGACCUGGGGCACCGCGAUCCCCUCGGCUAUCUUUAACAACCGCGUCGCGGCCCUGUCCGAGCGCAUCACAGACCCCGCAGUCGCCGAGACGGUGACCGGCGGCCGGGCCUACCAGCACGCCGUCGCCUCCUUUGUAAACUCCAUGGAGCCCGAGACCAGGGCUCAGUUUAUCACCGUCUUGUCUGUCGGUCUAAAGCGCAUCUGGCAGGUCGCCAUCGCAUUCGCUGCCGUUGGGUUCGUCGUUGUCGCUCUUGAGAAGGAGUACAAGCUGAGGGACGAGCUCGAGACGGACUACGGGAUGGUUGAUAACGAGAAGCCGGCCUCAGACCCCGAGGUCGCUUCAGCUGAGAAGAGAAGCAGCUAA